Acaulospora morrowiae is the source of this 2555-nucleotide messenger RNA. NCBI's taxonomy places the organism in Eukaryota, Fungi, Glomeromycota, Glomeromycetes, Diversisporales, Acaulosporaceae. The record is from the annotation of a GenBank genome assembly.
GGGCGCAUAAGGAAAUCAUCAUGGGACAAGCACAGGACAAGUUUGUGGACGAACAAAAUGACGAAGGUUCACAAGAUUCUUCUACUGUGGAAAACUCAGUGGUUACUGAAGCAACAAUUACUGUUGUUGCAUCGGAGUCCCAGGCUCACCAUGAUAAUGGUUUCUUACCGCUCUCCACGAAAGACUCACAAAUAAAAGGAAAUGGUCCAAACUCUCUAUUCAACGACACCGAUCCCGGUGAAAUUCCAAAUGAAAAAGUAAAGACCUUCACUUCAGAUGGAAAUGGUCACAUGGAUCUCACGGAGAAGAGUGACAACUACACGAUACGACUAACCACCUCCACGAUAGAUUAUACGAACAACUCACUUGCAAGUUCGCUUGCAAGUUUGUCAGUUCGUGACUCUUCGUCUUCCGAUUGCAUACCCACAGCAUCUGUUGUACAAGCUACAACUGUAAAGAACAUUGUUAAGGAGACUAAUAACGAAAUGUCUAAAAAUUGUGAAGAGAAUUUUAAUACAUGUGUGGAAGAGGCGUCGAUAAAUACCGGGAAAAACGAAUUAGUCCGUAAAAAGACGUCAAAAGAAAUAAAAUCAACUCUAGCUGAUGAAGCUGAAUACACGAUACCAGCUGCCAUUGCCGAAGAUGUUUUAAGAGAAAUGUUAGCAAAUAAGCCCAGUCAGGAUUUACUUGAAGAAUUGGAACCAACACCCGUGAUCACAAACGGAAAGGGUGAAAAUUCGUCAUCUAAAUUCACGGUUAACCAUGAAAAAAAUGGUGAGUCUUCUGAAACGAGUAAAAGUAGUAUAAAAAAAAACAAUUUGUUAAUCUCGUCUGGCACGACAGAUUCCCCAUUCCCAUCAAAAUUUACAUUCCCCAACAUUGCGGACAAAAAUUUCUUUCUACCGAACUUUUCAAAUACAACCACAUCAUCUCCCUCAUUCCCUUUUGGAAAUUCCUCUGAGUUAUCGUUACAAAAUCCUUUUCAAAGUCCAUCCAUUUCUUCUCCCAAUGCACCAGCAAAUUCACCGAAUCCCAAAGAUCAAAGACGCGUGACUUCUCAAUGGCACCCUCCAGUACUCGACAAGUUUUCCCCUCAGCUCUCAUCGAAAACACCCAUAACAAUGCCGUCCAGUUCGAUAUGGCCUCCGUCGAUAAAUACUACAUCUCCGACCGAUACCCAAUUUUCGAAUUCUAAUUUAUUAUUCCCACAGUUUACGGGCUCUUUCAAGUUCGAUAUGAAUUCUAAGGCAGCAGUAUCUGGGCCUCAAUCAUCGAAUCUACCACCGCCACCAUUGGUUCGCCCAUCCACACCACCUUUUACAACAACCCCACCAUUAAGUCCACCAGUAAAGACGUUACCGGUUUCACCACCUACUUCCACAGUGAAGAAAGGAGUGCAUUCUAAUGUUGGUGCAAGUAGAACGACAACUUUUACUUCGACAUUGCAAACUUCGCCAUCAAGAGGAUUUGCUCACAAUGCUACCAACACAUUUCCUUUUUUCCGACCGAUUCGGAAAUUACCAUCAAGAGCCAAAUCUAGGCUCUCGCAAAAUGGAAAUCCUAAUGGUAGUAAUAAUAGUAAUAACAAUAGUUUGGUUAGUAGUGAAAUUAACAGUAGCGUUAGAUUCAACGGAAAAAAUGAAAUUAUUGUAAACACACCGUCGGUUCAACCUUUGCAAAUGAUUCCACCGUCUCCUUUAUUCUCUUUUACGACACCUACGAAUUCAGAAGAAGAAGAAGAUUUUGAUGCCGAAGAGGAAGACGGUGGUAACGAUAAUAACCAUUGCGAUUGGUUGGACAAUGCGAAUAAUAAAAAGAAAAGAAAAGCUUUGCAAACUGUGGGAGGAAGUUCAACGACGAGUAGCGGUGUUGGAGGAGUAAUCAAAACCUCAACCGCAAAGGAACGAACAAAUCCACUUAGGAGAGUGGAAAGGCGCUUAACACAGCGUAGCAACAGCAUAAUGAACAAGGUAUCGUCAAGUGGUGAUACGGUGUCUCAAUUUGACAAGGUAUUCAAUAAAGAAACAAACAGCAUGCGUCCUCCGCAAACGACAUUUGAUUUUUCAUUUAAAUCAAUUCCUGAGAAAUCUGCUGCAUUAGCUGCAAGUGUAAAUGCUGCUAGUGCAAAAAGAUUGGCAGCUGUAUCACCGAUUCAAACAAUGAACGCUAAGAACGAUCCAUUCUCAUCAUCAUUAUUCUUACAACAAACACCAACUGUGACAACCGUUCCCACAUCUAGUGCUUCGAAAAAGAAAGCAUCGACGAAACGUGCAGCUCCAUCUUCUGUAGCAUUUAAAAAUGAUGAUAUAGCAACCAAUCAUAACCAUAUACGUCCUCAACCAAUCAAUAAUAGUAAUAUUCCUCGGCGCAAGAUUAGAUUUCCAGAAAAAAGUGGAGAUUGGAUUUGCAUGUUUUGCGAAUAUCGGUUGUAUUAUGGUGAAGGAAAGCGGCGGAGACGACCUAAAACAAAUAUCGGGAAUGUAAAUGGUGGUGAGGGUGGAAGUAACAAUACAGGCGAAGGGGGAAAUGGUCUUGACAAAGCUAUUGCAACCUAA